CUAAAUCAAAAUGGAAAGACUCACUAAUGAGAAAGAGGUCUCAGGCCAGACCCAAGAGCUUAAUAAAAGUUUAUGGGAUGCUAAACUAAAAGAAAUGGAAGGUCCAAUGUCCCUAUUCCAAAGAUUUUAUUUUUUGCAAUCUUACCAAAUGUUUAUCUCGACUCCAGAGAGAUUUUCAGCUUGAAAAUGACUUGAGAGAAUCCAGAUUCAUAACUGAACUGAACUAAAAUUUAAGAUUUUAAAUAGAAAGAUUACUUCUUUAAGAGCAUUAAUCAAGUUUUUUGAUAGCAGUUUUCCAAGGAGUGUAAAUACUCUAACGAUAAUGAUAGGAAGAGGAGUAGGAAUAAAUUGGGAAAAAAGAAUUAUGAAUGGGAUUUUUAGAAAUAUUAACAAAAUUGAAGAAGGAGUUGUUUUAGUCGGGUUUUAAGCAAUUUUAAAGUGAGUGAUUUGGGGAGAUGCUUUGUUGGAUUUCGACAUUUGAAGAGUGUAACAAUGACAAAGUGAAAACUAAGAAGGGACUGAAAGCAAUCCAUAAAGAAAUUAAAAAUCCCAUCAGACAUAGAUUUUAGGACUUCGUUCUACUCCCUCGAUUUAGACCUCGAAAUGGAUAAAAUGAGGAUGUUAGGAGGAAUUCUUACCAAAAAUCCAUAUCUAAACUCCUCAGCUGAUGUAAUAUGUGUAAGGGAUAACCAAGGAGCUAUAAAAUACUUGAGAAGAGGAAAAACUGACUAAAAGCUCAUUAGAUAAU
Moneuplotes crassus is the source of this 748-nucleotide messenger RNA. NCBI's taxonomy places the organism in Eukaryota, Ciliophora, Spirotrichea, Euplotida, Euplotidae. The record is from the annotation of a GenBank genome assembly.